Messenger RNA from Hansenula ciferrii, 3381 nucleotides. RefSeq lists its product as uncharacterized. The coding region runs from base 1 to 3381 and encodes 1126 amino acids. The transcript has a single exon. The record is from RefSeq and is a predicted model, not a curated record. Lineage: Eukaryota; Fungi; Ascomycota; Saccharomycetes; Phaffomycetales; Wickerhamomycetaceae.
AUGGCUCAAGUUUCAGAUUAUAUGUACAAAUACUUGAGGCUUAAGAAACCAAAUAGAAUAUUAUGUCAAAGAGUGUUCAAAUGUGUCGUCAAUUCAACAAUUGCUCUUAUAUUAUGUUUAAAUCCAAAUACACUCUCCAAGCUUGGAGCCGAACCUGCAAUGUUACCAUUAUUAUCAGUUAUGGUUCAUCCUGGAAGAAGAUUUGGUACAAUGAUUGAGGCAUCAUUCUUAUGUACAUCAGGAUUGUUAUUGGGUAACGCUUAUGCUUUACUUGGAAGAUUUUUAGCUCAAAAAGCCCUGGGAUCGAAGUUAGAUUUAAUUGAUAAAUUACAAAAGACUGAAAAUUAUCAUAACUAUCAAGCAGCUUUAGCUAUAUUGGCAGUUCUCGAAAUAUUGAUGUUGUUCUUUCAUGGUUGGAUGAGAAGUAUAUCCCAUAAAUUCUUUGCCAUGGUUUUUCCAUUAUUUCUUGUUGUUCAUUUCACAUUUAUGGGAGAUUUGAAGACUAGUGCAGCUGAAAUGGCUGAGAGUUUCACCGUACCAUUUUUCGUUGGUAUUGCAUUCUCAUUAGCUUGUAACUUGAUUAUAUUCCCAGAAUUCGGAUCAUCAUAUUUGGGUAGAUCUAUGAUAUUAUCAUUAAAUGAAGUUCAAGAUACAAUUGAUUCUACAGUGCAAUUUUUCAUCUCAACAGGAAAUGAUAAAGCACUAUAUAUAAAGGAACCAUUAAAUCUAGCACAAUUAACUAAAAAGAAAACAACAUUAAGAGCUAAAAUAAAUACAACACAAGCAGUUUUACAAGAAUGUAUGUAUGAAAUUUCAUACUCAUACGUAUCACCAGUUCAGAUCAAGAGUGUUUUAGAAUUAUUAAAAUCUCAAUUAUCAUAUGUCAGUGCUUUGAUUAAUGCAUCACAAUUAGAAUUUUCAUUAUUAAAUGAAAAAACCAAAUUAAAUGGUUCAGAAAAAGGUGAUUUAUUGUUAACAGUUUUAGAUCGUGCUCAUUCACCUAUUUUUAAUCUUCAUAAAGUUAUUUCAGAAAGUUUAUAUGUUAUAAAAUUAGCAAUUGCCCAUUCAUAUGAUGCUAAUAUGAAAAUGGUUAAUAAAUCUUCAUGUAUUGAAUUCCUAGAUGUUGACAUUAAAUCAGUUGAUUUUGAUGAUCGUAUCAAUGCUUUAGCAAAAGCUAUGGCUGAUUUUGAUAUAACAUUAAGAAAUGAACUUUAUAAUUUGAAUACAGAAUAUGAUGAAUAUUUAUCACCAAAUGAUGAUAUGUUUUUAUUAUCAUCAUUCCUUAUGAACUUGAAAGAAGUUGCAAAUUCUGUUUGUAACGUUAUGAAAGAAACUAAAACUAUUUAUGAAUAUCGUUUAAAACAAGAAUCAAAGGGAAUUUUCGGAAGAAGAUUAUGGUUUUCAUUUUUAACUUCUACAGAUCAAUUAAAAGGAUGGUUUGUUGCUAAUAAAAAUGAUAUGGCAAAUGCCAAUGAAACUGCUAGUUUAACAGGUGAUACACAAUCUAAAAUCUUUUUAGGUGAUGAAGAAACAAGACCUCGCACAAAAUCAUUGGCUUCAGAUAUUACUAAUGAAAAACCAGCUUUGGAUCCAGGACAAAAUAAUCAAGAACAAUCUAAAAACUAUUUCGAUAAAUUUGUUGUAUGGGCUUUAGAAUUUUAUGAAGAUUUUAAACCUCAUUUUAAAUUUGGGUUCCAAAUCACAGUUGGUUUAAUGCUUGCUUCAUUCCCAAUGUUUAUACCAAAAGCUAGAGAAUGGUACGUGAAUAUUAGAGGUACCUGGAUCGGUUUCGUUUGUAUUCUUGUCCUAGAACCAGAAGUUGGUAGUACAUUUUUUGUUUUCUUUUUAAGAGGUGUUGGUGUUAUUUCUGGAGCUGCAUGGGGUUAUUUAUCAUAUGUUGCAGCGAUAAAUCAAACAAAUCCAUAUUUGGAAACAAUUGUUACUGUUUUUUAUGCUAUCCCUGGUUAUUAUUAUUUUUUGGGUACUCCAUAUAUUAAAGCUGCUAUUAUCGGGAUCAUUUCUGUUUAUAUUGUUUUACUUUCUGCUGUUAUCCCAUCAGAAAUUGGUGGUUCAAUUUUAGAAAAUUUCGGUAAAAGAUGUUUAGCCAUGAUUUAUGGUGGUGCUGUUGCUUUAAUUUGUCAAUUACUUAUUUUCCCAAUAAAAGCCAGAGAUGAAUUGAUUAUUGAAGUUUCACAUGCACUCGAAACAAUUGCAAGACUUCAAAUUAUUUAUGCUGUUGGUCUUGAUGGAGAAAAGACGAAAUUAAGUAUGACUGAAGAAAGAUAUGAAAGUUAUAAAAAAUUGUCAGCAAGUGCUAAAACUGCAUUGAAUAAAGCUGAUGCUUAUAGAGCAAGUGCUAAAAAAGAGCCAAGAUUGAAAGGUAACUAUAAUGAUGUGGAACGUGUUUUUUAUGAAGUUAUUUUCAUUCUUAGAGAAAUUUUGGAUAGAAUGGAUAAUAUUGUUUUACUUAGAAGAAUUUAUGGUUCUGCAAUUAUUGAAGAAUUUAAUGAAGUUGUACAUCCAUAUAGAAGACAACUGACCGCUUCAAUCAAUAAUGUUUUACAUAUUAUUCAACGUGCUAUUGUUACUAAAGCUCCACUACCUCAAUAUUUACCAAGUCCUAAAAUUGCACAACAAAGAUUGAUCAUGAAAGUUAGAGAAGUUGUUAAUGAGAGAUAUCCAAAUACCAAACCAAAAGCUAAAUUAUCCAUCAAUGAAAGUGAUAGUGAUGAUAAUGAUGAUGAUAAUGACGGUGAAAUUCAAAUGAAAAUUAAUGGACCACAAAGAAAAAUUCAUAAUUUACAAUAUGAAAAUUUAUUAAAAGAAAGAUUUUUAAGUUGGAAUGCAACUAGUGCAGCAACUGAAGAAAUUAUUGAAUAUUUAGAAGAGUUAAUUGAACUAACUAAGAUUCUUGUUGGUGUUGAUGAGUUUAAGUAUGGAUUUUUAAGUCGUUCUUUAUUCACUACAUAUGCAGCAAAAGCCGCAAGAGGUUAUAAGUCAGUUUCAAAUAAUGAUGAAAAUCGUUAUAAUGACCCAAGAAAUUCAUCUUCUGCAAUUAUUGAUGAAGAUGAUGAAGAUAAUGAUACAGCCUCAUCAAUGGAGGAAGGUGAUGUCAAUCCAAUUGCUUUAGUUAAUACUUCAAAUUCUCAAUCUCAAAGAUCUAGAAAAUCUAUGGAAAGUGCAGGAUCAGGUAUUUCAAAUGGAUUUCGUAAACGUGUUUAUUCAAUUGGAUCUUGGGUUCGUGGUGAUAUGUCAAGAACUAGAUCACUUGGUCAAUAUUCAGAAGGUGAUAAUGAUAUGGAUCCAAAUGGUGAAGAAGAUGAAGAAAUGCCUUUAGCUUUGAUGAGAGUUGUUAGUAAAAAAAGUACAAUCGGGAAAUAG